AUGCAAUAAAAUGAGAGUUGCAAUUAAUGGUUCAUUUUUCCUAAAAGUUAAGGUAAGUACAAAAAACUUAAGGGAAUAAGUUAGUAGAAGGCAAUUUAAAUUUUUGAAUAUAAUUGGAAAAGGUAGAUUUGGAAGAAUUUGAAGAGUAAGAAUAAAGAAGAAUAAGAAAUUAUUUUCAUUAAAAGAAAUGUCAAAAAAAAAGUGUUAUUUCAAUUUUAAAUGAGAAUAUUUCUUAGAAUAUAUGCAUCAUCCUUUUUUUGUUAAUAUGUGGUAAGCAUUUUAGGAUAGAGAUAAUUUAUUUUUGAUUAUAGAUUUAUUGAUUUGUGGUGA
Paramecium sonneborni is the source of this 330-nucleotide messenger RNA. The record is from the annotation of a GenBank genome assembly. NCBI's taxonomy places the organism in Eukaryota, Ciliophora, Oligohymenophorea, Peniculida, Parameciidae.